This is a messenger RNA of Calidris pugnax (ruff), 1846 nucleotides long. RefSeq names its product N-acetyltransferase 8-like (GCN5-related, putative) (gene ASPNAT). Gene Ontology annotation, cellular component: mitochondrial membrane. Gene Ontology annotation, molecular function: L-aspartate N-acetyltransferase activity. The record is from RefSeq and is a predicted model, not a curated record. The transcript is spliced from 4 exons. NCBI's taxonomy places the organism in Eukaryota, Metazoa, Chordata, Aves, Charadriiformes, Scolopacidae. The coding region runs from base 1 to 732 and encodes 243 amino acids.
AUGCCGGCCGGUUCCAACCGGGAGAGGCCGAAGCUUUUCGGGUCCUGCGAAGAGGAGGAGCCCGUCCUCCUCCCUGCGCAUCCCCCUCCCCUCCCGCCUCCUCUCUCUCCGCCCCGCGGAGGGGCGCGGAGGCGGCGGGGCCGGAUGCGCUACCGGCACCGGCGUGGGUAUCGUUUAUUUCUCUUCCUUAUCUCCAUAGUAAUAUGCUUUGUUGUGACCAAGUCCUUCCUGCUGACCUGCUGUUUGCCCUUCUUUCUAAUGGGCAUGAGGUACUACUUCAGUAGAAAAGUUAUCCUCCACUAUCUCGAUUGUGCGCUGCAUACGGACAUGUCCGAUAUUGAGCAAUAUUACAUGAAACCGCCAGGCUCCUGCUUCUGGGUCGCCGUCCUGGACGGCAACGUGGUGGGCAUCGUGGCGGCGCGGGGCAACGAGGAGGACAACACGGUGGAGCUGCUCCGCAUGUCCGUCGACUCCAACUACCGCGGGAAAGGGAUCGCCAAGGCCCUGGGCCGCAAGGUGCUGGAGUUCGCCAUGCUCAACAACUACUCCUCCGUCGUGCUGGGAACCACGGCCGUGAAGAUGGCGGCCCACAAGCUCUACGAGUCCUUGGGCUUCAAGCACGUGGGUGUUGUCGAACAUUAUGCCCUGCCAGGGAUGACACGCUCCUUACUGGAGAGAAUGUUUUUCCAGGUCCGCUACCACCGCUACCGCCUGCAGCUGCGGGAAGAAUAGAAAAAAACCCAACCAACCAAACGAAAAAAAAAAAAAAUAUUUUUUUUUUUCUUCCUCCUCCUCCUCCCCCUUCAAAAAAUAAUAAAUUGCCCUUCUAUUUCUCGUCACUGUUGAUUUGCCGAUUUUGGGUUGAGUUUUUCUGUUCCCUCACGUCAUCUUUUGGUUUGCUCCGUGCAGCUGGAUGGUCCGGCCGAGCAGCGCUCCUUCCUCGCAUGCUGUAGGUGGUGGUGCUGGGGGUCCUGCCACCCGGCGGGGCACGGCGGAGCGGGACGGAGCGAACCGGCGGCCUCUCCUUCCCAGGUACCUCCGUAAAGCACAGGAACUUUAACUGCAAAAUAGGUCCCACUGCUCUGGUGUACAUAGCCCCCCCUCCUUUUUCCAAAUGUAAGAUAACAUAGUGACGCAUUCAUGAUAGUGCAGAAAUAUUACUUGAAUGCAGUUUUCAGUAUUUCAUGCACCAGUAAGUAGAAUAUGCAUUCGUCUUACUGUUAUUUACUGGUUAAUAGUUUUCAAGAAAAAACAAAACCAACCAGAAGGUGGGGGGUCCAACCCCCCCCUCCCCAACCCGCUUGCUCCGAUGCAUGAAGAGGAAAGCGCGUGCACGCACUUAAACACAUCGCACUGCCACCACGGCACUGGUGUUGCACUUUUUUUGGAUGUGCCUCAUUCUGCCAAAUGUCUGAGAGACCCCGGGUGCAUCCGGUAACCACGACUCCCCUCCAGCUCCCUCCUCCCUAAAGCCAGCACAGACUCAGACCGGCUGAACUCUGAGCCCCAUUGUACCAUAGUGUGAAGUUAAGAUCAAACCUAAACAUCUCCCGCACUGUUCCGUAGCCACGUGUAACCUGCAGUCCUGGGCCAGGCUCCGCAUGUGCGUUGGACUUUCUCUUUGCUGCCUUUUGGGGUUUUAUGUUUGUUUGUUUUUAUUUCAUUUUUAAGGGUGUUUUUUUUUGUUGUUGUUGUUAUUAUUAUUUUUAGUUUUGGCUUUUGCUGAAUGGUGUCAUUGAGGCAUAAUGGAGGCUGCAGUUCCUAUGGCAACACAUUUGCACAUUAAUGUGCGCACCAAAUCUAACCACUUCAGAGAAGCAAUGUGUGACAGAUAAUAGCAUUUUUG